CAGCUGGUGGGUCAUACUGCAAAGAUCACACCAAAAGCUGACGACCAACACAGGACUCUUCUACUUACCACGACAGGCCAGCAUAUUCACCGUAUCUUAGGGCGUCCUUCUUGUUUCGCAGACACCACGAUGAUUCCGCGAAUCUCCAAGCGGUAUGCUAGUACUGUCAAACACAAACCUUGCAAGGGUACAAAGGGUGUAUAUGGCGUAACACCGGAGCAUCAACCCAUAUCGCCAGAGGAGCAGGCACGCAUCAUAAAGUGUCGCAUCGAGAAGGCCGAAAGAGAUGAGCCUAUGGACAUAACCAUGGCAUUGACUCCAGUCAAGACGUGAGUAUCUUUGUUGUGUUGUUCCUCAGUCUGUAAGUCCAUGGAUACGACGCCUUACCAUGCCAAUGGAGGCUCGCUUGCUGGUUUGGCUCCAUGAUGUCAUUAACGAUAUUCUUGGAACCGUUAUCGCCCGCGCCACCUUGAGUCUCCAUUUGUCCUCGCUUGCUCAUAUAUUUUCUCAUCAUGCUCAUAUUUUUGUCUCGAUCCUAAUUAUUCCGCUCUUCACCAGGUACAUGGGAGGUUUUACCCACUCCCGCGACUUACGUGCUCUGUAUUGGUCGAAGGAUAGCCCCUACGAUGAACAGAAGAAGUCAUAUGAAACACCCUCUCCUGCAGCUUACGUCCCUCACACCGUUUGGCAACAAAUCCGAGCCUUCCACUCAUCAGCGCGUCGCCCCUAUCCCUCCGAGUCGUACAACGAAGAACACGUUGUCCCCAACUUUUACAUCAAGCACAAAAAAGAUCGCAAGCACCAGGUGGACAAGCUGAUGAAAUCAUCUGUCACACCGUCAACCACUUCUCCAUCCGCCACGGAUACCGCUGGUCUUGAUGUUGCAGCUGCUGAAGAAGCUAUUCACGAUCCGACCCGACAAACCAAAGCCGUGAAGAGACGCAAGCAUGAGGAGUCUGCACUCAUGGAACAUCUCUCAGACUCUAUUCUUGGCGACGACCUUGUGGCCAGCACACGUCGCCUUGUCAGCAAGAUCCCUGUCGAGCACUACGACAAUGAUGGCUUUCUUGUGCACCCGAGCGGGUUUGUCGUUCCUGGAAAGGGUCACACCAGCACUAGUGAUGCUGCACGUGCCAAAGAGCACGCGAGAGAUGAGGAUGAAGAACGCGCUGCACAGACAGCCUCAGUAGCUGAACGCGUCCUCGAAUCCGACUUCGAUCAUGUGCAUUCUGCCAUGGCGAGUACGCGCCCGCGUUCUCAUAAGGUUCCCUUCGAAAUUAGGGAGCCUGACGGGACGGUGAAACACCCGAGCGGCUUCGUUCCUCCAACUCCCGCCGACGAGUUCAAGUAUUCUGACAGUGCCAGUCUUGAACGGGGCCUUGCGGGUGCUAUCAGCAGACAACGCGCCCGUGAUGUGGACAACAAGAACUCCACAAUCAUAAAGGGCCGUCGCCUGCACACCACAGCCGUUGUGCGUGCAAGCGAGGUGGCGAUUCCAACCCAUCUCAUGCAGCCUGUGCCUGCUCCUGAGAUUAACUCUCAGGCUUCAUUAGAGCUCUCCGAAAGCGAGCCAGACCAUGUUGGCGCUAUUCGCGCCAAAUACCUUCCAACCCUUGCACAAGAGUCUUUUUUUCGACCCCACGCGGUAGAGCAAGACAAUUCUGAUGUGCUUGUGGAAACGAGGGGAGCCGGAGAAGCGUAAGGUGGAGAGGAGGCUCGUGAUUGUUACGAGAUUGUUGGCGAAGGUCGUGCUGGGAACGGAAUGGGUUGUGUUGCUCUACAGACGGCUGGUCAUAGAGAUUGUAUUUGUAUCAUACCCAUCAUCACACUUGUGUUCUUACAGUACCAUUCAAAUCUUGUUUACAUUCGCAUGCAUUCAUUGUAAAUGAUAUUCGCUGCCAGUGGGCGAUGAUAUUCUAAA
Messenger RNA from Suillus fuscotomentosus, 1921 nucleotides. RefSeq lists its product as uncharacterized. NCBI's taxonomy places the organism in Eukaryota, Fungi, Basidiomycota, Agaricomycetes, Boletales, Suillaceae. The record is from RefSeq and is a predicted model, not a curated record. Bases 389 to 1702 code for a protein of 437 amino acids. The transcript has a single exon.